CUCCUAUUGGAUAUCGUACGUCGUACGUCGGACAUCGGACAGUGUGAAUCCUACAUUAGGCUAUCCUGUACGAAUCACAACAUAGCGUGAAAUCUUCCUCUAACCAAAUAUUGAAGGAAGGAAGGAAGGAACAUAGCGUGAAUUAACGUUUGACACGAGCUGCGAUAGGUUAUGUUAACCAUGAGGUACUCGCGUUAGUUGAGAGAUCACAAUGCAUAUCAUAUGCUGCGUUAAGUAAACAGUGGGAUGCACUUUGAAUCAAUCAAAGGAGAAAGAAUACGUGUCGUCUGCGAUCGAAAAUGCAAGUAAAUUAUUACGAGGUGCUCGGCUGCGCCAAGAAGUCCUCUCACGAGGAGAUCAAACGUGCUUACCACGCGCGUCUACUGCGGUUCCAUCCCGACAAGAGCAACGCCUUCGAGAAGGAUGACCACUUGAGGAAUAAGUUCCACGAAGUUCAAGAAGCUUGGCGCGUGUUGGGACAUCCGCCAUCUAGAAGAGAGUACGACGCGGUCUGCAGGCAGGAGGAACUGGAGAACGAGAACGACCUCGUGUACGCUCGUCUCGCGCCCGACGAACUCGAAGAGACAACCUGCGACGACAUGCUGUUCUAUCGGUGCAGGUGCGGCGACCGCUACCUCGUGCAGCGUGAGGACCUUCGCGAACAGAACACCGAGCUACGAGUUACCUGUGUAGGCUGCACGCUCGUUAUCCUAGUCGAGACGUAACGCGCGAAUCGACGCGAUUCACACCAAAGAAGUAACAUUGGAAGGUUUCUCGGUGCAUACAAGCAUUUUCUCAACGAUGCGUGACCUUAUGAAAGCAAGACUGAAUGCUCUUGAGACACGUGCUCCGGACGGUGGCACAAACGCGGGCCUGAUUUGUUCAUUGAACAAACGAGUUUGUGUCGUGGUCGACGAUGAACAAUGAAAGACACAUUUCUCGGUGGUUGUACAGCACAACAAAACAAGCAUAUAUCCACAGUUUUAUAUAGAAAGAAGUCGAAAUUGAAUAUUUAUUUUGUACAAAAUAUGUUUCUUAGCACAAGAACGUCGCAUGUUCACAUUCGUAAUAAUAAAUUUAAAAAA
This is a messenger RNA of Odontomachus brunneus, 1085 nucleotides long. RefSeq names its product dnaJ homolog subfamily C member 24-like. NCBI's taxonomy places the organism in Eukaryota, Metazoa, Arthropoda, Insecta, Hymenoptera, Formicidae. The transcript has a single exon. Gene Ontology annotation, biological process: positive regulation of ATP-dependent activity. Gene Ontology annotation, molecular function: ATPase activator activity; ferrous iron binding. Bases 300 to 725 code for a protein of 141 amino acids. The record is from RefSeq and is a predicted model, not a curated record.